AUGUCCCACCACAAGGGCAAACGGGCAUCCGAAAAGCAGGACAAGCUGCAUUUUUUUGGUGCCAAACAGGGACAGGCAAAGGGAGCACUGCUGUUGGAAGACUCCCAAGAUGGCAUCGAUACAGACGGCGAACAGGCGGUAAACCCGGAUCCCACGGGCCUCAUACUUACCACAGACGGCCUGCAAGCUAUGUUUGACAGCAUGACAUCAAAAUUACAAGACACACUACAGUGGUCUUUCACUGACCUCCGCACGGACAUCCAACAACUUGGAACCCGCACCUCAGAGCUGGAAUCCAACAUGGAGGCGCAUGUGGAGGUCCACAACCGUCUCACAGCCAGAGUGGGGAAAGUAUGGGACGAGAUUAAUGACUACGAGGCUAAGUUGGCUGUUAUGGAAGACCGGGCCCACCGCAGUAACCUACGCCUAAGAAAUGUCCCUGACUCGUUCAUCUCUGUGUUCCAGAUCUGCCCCAGGAUAUCCUGCUAAUGGACCGAAUCCACAGGGUGGCAAAACCGCAAUACCUGCCUCCGAUACUCCUAGGGAUAUAGUCCUUAAAAUGCACUACUAUCACGCCAAGGAGGCAAUCAUAAAAGCCAGCAGCACACAAAAAGACUUGCCAGCCGCUUACCAGAAAAUUAAAGUCUUCGUGGAUAUCUCAGCCAUGACGCUCAGGAAAAGAAUAACCUUCAACAUCAUCACCAACCUACUUAGGAGCAAUAACAUCGCAUAUAGGUGGGGUUAUCCGACCAAAUUACUGGUACAACGUAACAGGGCUCUCAGCGCCAUCUGCACACCCGAGGACGGACUGCAGAAGUUGAAAGAUUGGGGACUCAAUACACCAGCACAACAACCAGAGGCAGCCGGACGCUUGCCCCAUGUACGGAAGAAAGCACUCAAAUAG
Messenger RNA from Pelobates cultripes (western spadefoot toad), 904 nucleotides. Lineage: Eukaryota; Metazoa; Chordata; Amphibia; Anura; Pelobatidae. The record is from the annotation of a GenBank genome assembly.